Asterias rubens (European starfish) is the source of this 1068-nucleotide messenger RNA. Its product is annotated as UDP-D-xylose:L-fucose alpha-1,3-D-xylosyltransferase 3-like. Gene Ontology annotation, molecular function: glycosyltransferase activity. The transcript has a single exon. The coding region runs from base 1 to 1005 and encodes 334 amino acids. NCBI's taxonomy places the organism in Eukaryota, Metazoa, Echinodermata, Asteroidea, Forcipulatida, Asteriidae. The record is from RefSeq and is a predicted model, not a curated record. Gene Ontology annotation, cellular component: Golgi apparatus.
AUGAUGGGAAAAAAUCGUCUUAAGAUGUUAUUUUUGGUUGUGACUGUGGUGGCCUGUUUUAUGUGCGGGUUUCAAGUUGGCCGAGUCAAACAAGUUACAAAAAGAUUCACUGUAGAAGACACUGGGGCGUUGGAUCCAGUCUCGCCCUCUCCGCGGGCAGUGCCGACGCGACGGACGGCAGCCAAAACCUCACCCACAACGCGACUGUCGGAUUGCACCGUGGAAGAUGUCAGAAAGAGACCGGGUGUAAUUGUGUUAACGACGACUAACACGGGUUUUCUGGACAUCCUGUUGAACCUACUUGAGAGCAUUAAACGAACCGGUGUCUGCCCUAACGUAACCAUCAUCGCUGAAGAUCCCCAAGCUUACGCAUUCUUACUCGGGAUAAGCAGUGGUCAACCCGGACUAAACGUUUUGAAGACCAGUUCUGGAUUCAUGACUCCACAGAAGCUCAUGUUUGGAACCAAGGUGUACAAGGAGUUGGUUAACAAGCGAGCGGAGUAUCUGUUAAGCUUCCUCGAGAAAGGCUUGGAGGUGAUGUUCACCGACACGGAUACGUUUUGGUUCCGCGACCCUUUCCCGUACUUCCAAGGAGAUUUCGAUGUGGCCAUGCUGGACGAAUUCAUGAACUAUCCCGAACGGAAUCCGACCUCCAGAUUCUGCGCUGGUUUGACUUACUUCAAACCCACUGAGCGUACCCUCCGGUUCGUCAGGGAGUGGGUGCUACGAAUGAAGAGGGACAAGAAGAGGCAAAGAACCCCUGACCAGGACGUGAUGAAUAACAUGCUUCUUCAUGAUCAACCGGUUCAUAUGGAGGUAAGAUCUCUCAACCCAAGCUUCUUCCCGAAGGGAAGACUGUUUAACAACAACGAAUGGCGCCGUGAGAACAACAACACGGCCGCCAUGCACAGCAGUUCGAUUUUUGGACAUGAUAAAAAAGUCGCAUACUUCAAAGAACUUAACAUGUGGCUCCCCAUUGCCAGCAAUUUUGCUAACAAAUUGUAGCUUAUAAUUAUACGUAGCCUUUUGCUCAUUAUUUUCAGACGCAAAUAUUUCUCAAUGUGUAGG